Daldinia childiae is the source of this 969-nucleotide messenger RNA. Its product is annotated as Pdp3-interacting factor 1. The transcript is spliced from 3 exons. Lineage: Eukaryota; Fungi; Ascomycota; Sordariomycetes; Xylariales; Hypoxylaceae. Gene Ontology annotation, molecular function: phosphatase activity. The record is from RefSeq and is a predicted model, not a curated record. The coding region runs from base 1 to 969 and encodes 322 amino acids.
AUGCCUAUCGCACUUACACCACCUCCGGUUCCUGAGGUCAAAACCCUCGGAGAUGCCAAGGCUCAAUCCGCAAACAAGAGAAAGAUUAUCUGCUUUUCAGACUUCGAUGGCACAAUCUUCAUGCAAGACACCGGACACGUCCUCUUCGACAACCACGGCUGCGGCUCCACACGAAGAGAGGUGCUAGACGAGCAAAUCAAGACCGGCGAGCGAUCCUUCCGGGACGUCUCGGAGGAAAUGUGGGGAUCUCUAAACGUCCCCUUCGAAGACGGCUUCCAAGUCAUGGAGAAGUCCCUCGAGAUUGACCCGGACUUCCAGAGCUUCCACGACUACUGCCUCAAGAACAACAUCCCCUUCAACGUCAUCUCCGCCGGUCUCAAGCCCAUCUUACGGAGAGUCCUCGACACCUUCCUGGGAGAAGAGGCCUCGUCACACAUCGAAAUUGUAGCCAACGACGCGCAAAUCUCGGCCGAUGGCUCCGAGUGGAAGCCCAUCUGGCGCCACGACACGGAGCUCGGCCACGACAAGGCGCAGUCUAUCACGGAGGCCCGUAAGGAGGCCGAGACCACGUGCGACGACGGCACAGUCCCGCUGAUCGUGUUCAUCGGCGACGGGGUGUCGGACCUACCGGCGGCCCGGGAGGCCGACGUGCUGUUCGCGCGGCGCGGCCUGCGCCUCGAGGAAUACUGCCAGGAGCACAGCAUUGCGUACAUCCCCUUCGACACCUUCGCCGACAUCCAGCGCGAGAUCGAGCGCAUCCGGCUCGAGGACGAGAAGAAGACGGGCGGCAAGGGCGUGCCUAACGCCGUGCCGAGAUACGUUCUCAUGUCCCCGACUAAGGAGGACAAGAUGUUCCUCUGGCCCGAGGCCUUCUCCGAGCUCAAGAAGCCCGAGGUCGAGGUCACUGAGACGCCUAUGCCGACGGUCCAGGAGCAUGCUCUGCAGCAUUCGGUGCAGAGCGCUGCUUAG